This is a messenger RNA of Trichoderma asperellum CBS 433.97, 1390 nucleotides long. RefSeq lists its product as uncharacterized. Lineage: Eukaryota; Fungi; Ascomycota; Sordariomycetes; Hypocreales; Hypocreaceae. The record is from RefSeq and is a predicted model, not a curated record.
UGUUGUUCAGCUGGAAAGCUGUACUAGUUUGUGUCUUACUCGCAACAUUAACAAGCUUCCAAUUCAACAAAGCACUUCCUAUCCAUUUUCUAUCUCUUCAAUCACCCAGCAAUAAGGAGACAUCAGGUGGCUUCAAAAGAUUAUCGGGCGCACAUGUGGUAACUAGGCCAAAUCCAGAAGUCAUCGGUUCCAAUAGAGAUGAGACGGUACACUCUUCCAAUCAGCUUCUCCGAACCGUACCUAGGCCUUGGACGCCUUUCCCAAAGGGUAUGGAUGCCCAAGAUGCCUUCGAGCAGGGCUUAAACAAUCCGCCACCAGGCACCGAAUCAAGGAAGAUUCUGCACCAUUCUUUCUCGGAUAUUGAUCGAAAUCCUGAAAUCACGGUGGUACCUUAUGACAACGGUCUGAUUGAAGGGAUCAUUCGCGCCUUUCAGCAAGAUCUACAUCUCGUACUCCGCCCUGAUGAUAUAUGGCUGGCUAUUACGACUCAGCUUAGCUUCUAUAUAAAUGCUCACGCUGAAAAGCUGAGGCAUCUUUUCGUUACACACGAAGGCAAGGAGCAGUUAGUAGUCAAACUGUUAUCACAAACCAUGGAAACCUUGAAUGUUGCACACGCUGCAGUAUUGUUUUCUCAAUUAAUACAAAAGAAUGUAGUCGACCCUGAACUUGAGAAAUUUCUUAUGCCGAAUUUCAGCACCAGUACUAGCACCGAUAUCAGUGUGGCCGCAAUGGUUAUGAUGGCAACCACAAAAGAAUAUUUCGACUUCAUUACUGAAGUAGGCUGUGGAUUUCCAAGCGUUACUCUCCUCGGUGAAAGGGAAGACUGGGUUAAUCUUCUUGAGAGAUUGCCCAAGCUUGCUACAUUUGGCGAUGAACCCGAGGAAUGGAGUAAAUUACUCGCCAAAGUCACCGAGAAAAUGAUUGAAACGUAUGAUCAUGCAGAUGAUCAGACUACCAAGGAUUUCUGGAUGAAAGCAGUACAUAAAGCUGGUUGGGAGGGCUCAGGACAAGGUUUGGAGUCCUUGUCGGGAUGGCUCACUGCUUUCUGCUUUUGGGAUGGCCAAGGAACAAAAAUCCAUCAGUAUACAGACGAAGAACUAUCUAGCAAGAAGUUCCAGUUUGGCGAUGAAGAUCCCGAAGACAGGAAGAGAUUAAUUAUUGAUGGUGUUGUUUUCCCAAUAAUCCGAGCUAAAAAGAUACCAAAGGCUGUCGUCGACGUACCGGUAAAAGUUAUUGAUCUGUCGACAAUGACUGAAUAUGACACCACUGUCAUAGCUGGCUCAAUAGGCAUGACAGCAACCGCAAGCGAAAAUGAAGGAGUGUAUGACACUUUUCAGCCACGAUCAGGCUGGUGGAUGCUGCUGGAUAAUAUGAAACAAAUCUCCUAGGG